Messenger RNA from Megalobrama amblycephala (Wuchang bream), 2075 nucleotides. It is a transcript of the gene samd14, whose product is annotated as sterile alpha motif domain containing 14. The record is from RefSeq and is a predicted model, not a curated record. Gene Ontology annotation, cellular component: postsynaptic density; actin cytoskeleton; cytoplasm. Gene Ontology annotation, molecular function: actin filament binding. The coding region runs from base 523 to 1650 and encodes 375 amino acids. Lineage: Eukaryota; Metazoa; Chordata; Actinopteri; Cypriniformes; Xenocyprididae. Gene Ontology annotation, biological process: actin filament organization; calcium-mediated signaling; neuron projection development. The transcript has 11 exons.
UUAUAGUCUUUUCUUAUCUAUUGUGAUGCAUGUAUAUUCAAAUUAUACGGCUUUUAGAACAAGAAAAACAUUUAGGGCGGGACGUUGUACAUCGGGAAUUGAUUGGCUCGUUGGGUUGUUGAUCUCAUAUGAUUGACAGGUUGUCCCGCCCUCGCACCAGUAAACACGUCUUCGGAGAAGAGAAUGAUGUUGCAAGGAGGGAGGGGAAAUUAUAUUUUUAUUUAUAAGUUAAUUUGAAUUAUUAACGAUUACUAGGGCACAUGAAUUAAAUAUUAUUAUGUGUCAGAUUAUGAAUCAUUUAUAAUAAAUGCUGCAAUAUUCCAUAAAAUAUUUUCGCAAAUAUGCUUACACACUGUUGUCAUAUAUCUAUGAUAAUCCACAUAUAGGAAGAUUUACCAUACAAACCCUACACGAACAGAAGUCCUCCAGCAGCAUCCUGUGAGCAGAGCAGAGGAGCAGUAUGACAGCCCAUCCCAGCAGCUGAGCUUUGCUGUGGGAUACGCAACUACAUAGAGAUUGAAGAUGUCCUCCACUCCGCUGGCCGAGGCAGAAGAGGAUGUGUUUGAUCUGACGGAGGUGGUUCCUGAGACAGAACGACUUGACAGCAGCCUACAAAAAGCCAAAGCACAACUGUCAAUCAAAACCAGGAGGCAUCGGCCAUCCCGAACCCGCCUGAGAGAUAGUGUGAGCUCGAUAGAUGGGGAUGACAGCAUUGAUAGAAUGAGUUAUGGCGGCUCCAUGCAGACCUCCUCUUCUCCUCUCCAACCUUCCUUUCGUUGCUCCUCCCCCUCCUCUGACCUGCUUCUCUCCUCUCCUUCCUCACGGAGAGACCAAUCCUUCACCUUUGACCCCUACACUGUGGUUGGAGAAAAGGAGGUACAAGAUGAAAGACGGAGCUACAGACACCUCCUGAACACCUCCUCUCAGGAGGCUUUGCCCUUCACCCGUUCUAAAUCCCCCUGCAGACCCUGCGUCCAUUCAGAGACAUCUUCCCCUGCCCAUCUUUGCCAGACGGACCACCUAAAGUCACGCGAGAGCAGCCAACCCCUCCUACACUAUGGAGAUUUCUCACAGAGUGAAGAUGACAGUCAUGACACAGGCCCCGACGAACCAGAUAGUCCAACAGUGCUGCUGGACAAGAAAACCAGGAGACGUUUUCUUGAUCUGGGGGUCACUUUACGUCGCACAUAUGGAAAGGUCAGGAAAGACAGAUCCAACAGACUAUCAGCAGGAAAUCGGGAUUCAGAGAAAACAGAGAACCGUUCCUCACGUUCCUCUGGUCCACCGUUUGUGCCUUUCUCCUGGUUUAGUGAAAGAUUAAGAGGCUCUGGCUCCCCCAAGAACAUUCAGUCCCAAUCCAAACCUUUCACCCAGGGCUCCAGUACUGAUGAGGACUUUGAUUCUUCAGUGGGUUUACUGGAAGACUGCAGACCCUGCAAAACUGAGUCAUCACAACCAUAUCAGACCCUCCCUGAGCAUUCAGAUGGGAAUGACUGUGACAACAGUCGAGGCACAGAUUUCAGUUUUAAAAAGAAGAUGCUUUCUGCUGCUGGUAAAGAUAGGACGGAGCGACAGAACAACGUUAAUGGAAAACGGGACAGCGGGAAAAAUGGACACAGUGAAGAUGGACAAAAAUUACUGAACACUUGAUGGCAUUUCUGAAAGACUGAAUACAAUUAUGCUGCAGGUGCCAUUAUCAAUGUCAAACGUUGCUUUGGCUUUCACAAUGUAUUACUGAUAUAGUAAUAAAGACAACUUGCAAAAUUGUUCAUUAGACAUUUGAUUGAAAAAGUGAUUCUGGAACAUCAGUGCAAGAUGUCUAAAGCAGGUGAAGUGUGUCAUUUUCAUUAAUCAUCAUUAAUUUAACUCCUUAUGGCUCACAGAAAUUGUUGUUUAAUGUACAUUGUUGUACAUUUGUAACUUGUUGUACAAUAAUAAGACAUUCCUAACAUAUUUGUGGACAUGAAAUCCUCCACAAAAGACCAAUUUAUGCAUCAUUUGGAAAUAAAAAAUAGUUAGUUCAAGAAGCGCUUCAAGCGCAGACUCACACUUGACAAAAUAAAUGAUAAAUAUGC